Messenger RNA from Gopherus flavomarginatus (Mexican gopher tortoise), 1435 nucleotides. It is a transcript of the gene SATL1, whose product is annotated as spermidine/spermine N1-acetyl transferase like 1. The record is from RefSeq and is a predicted model, not a curated record. Gene Ontology annotation, molecular function: N-acetyltransferase activity. The transcript is spliced from 6 exons. Lineage: Eukaryota; Metazoa; Chordata; Testudines; Testudinidae. Gene Ontology annotation, cellular component: cytosol.
AUGAGCUGUUUCCGAAUCCGUCCGGCAGAGCCCCAGGACUGUCCUGAAAUCCUGCGCCUCAUUAAAGUAAGAGGGACAGUGAAGUGUGCAGGCAUCUAUCCCUGAGAACUAGCUGCAUAUGAAAAUAUGCCAAAUGCAGUAAAAUUAACAGAAAAAGAUUUGCUUGAAGAUGGCUUUGGCGAACAUCCUUUCUACCACUGUCUAAUAGCAGAGGUGCCAAAGGAGGGACAAACAGGAAGUAGUUGCAUUGUAGGCUAUGCUAUGUAUUACUUUACAUAUGACCCUUGGAUUGGCAAGUUACUUUACCUGGAAGACUUCUAUGUCAUGGAACCGUAUAGAGGCUUGGGCAUUGGCUCGGAAAUCUUAAAGAGAUUAAGCCAGAUAGCAAUCAAAACAAACUGUAGCUGCAUGCAUUUCCUUGUAGUCAUUUGGAACAAGCCAUCUAUAGAGUACUAUGUGAGACGUGGAGCUUUAGACCUUUCCACUGAAGAGGGCUGGCAUCUCUUCAGAUUUGACAAAGAGAAUCUUCUCAGAAUGGCAUCUGGAGAAUGAAGGAAGUUCCCAUUCACCAUUCCAAGAUUUGUGAGAGAUUAGAUUAUUACUCUGCAAUCAGUUUGUCCUGCUUUCGGUUCUGCGCAAUAGAACAUCUGCUGCUAACACUAUGGAGUUCCAGUUUGUUAUGUAUUUAACAAGAUUAAUCAAGUCUAUGUAACUGCUUUGUUUUAUGACCAGCAGCCUUUAUUACUAUUCCGUACUAUUAGAGUUACUAAAGUUUCUUUCAUCGUUUGUUACAUCACUGGACACCAUUCAAAGAGACCCCAUGUUUAUCUCCCCCCAUCACAUUAACAAAUAGAUGUAUAUGUUAAAAGUGUUACUGUACUGUAUGCAUUGUAUCACAAGCUUAUUUAUAUUUAAAGUAAUCCUGCCUGCUGCAAAAACAAGUCUUAUGUUACUAACCUUUUCCACGAUGUGACGUCAUCAGUAUGAUGAAUGAUUGCAUCCUCAUCUUUCAGGCAGGUAGUAGCCAAUCAGGAUUAGAAUUUUUCAUCUAGUUCUUUCUCAUCUCGGAGGUGCAAGUAGGCAUCCCCUGUUCAUGAGCAAUGUAGCUGGAGAACAUGAUCAUCUAAGCUAGUCACUUUGUCUGAGACUAGUCAUUCACUGUGGCAUUUGUGGUCAGUUUUCAUAUUGGUGUUGCUACAUCACAGAGAACAAGGUGAGAGAGAUUUUUUUUCUUGUGAUGCUGGUGCUACCAUUAAUGAAUGAUGAAUGGAUCCAGCUACCAGGGAGGAAGGAGUAACUAAGGAGAAGUUAAGACAGACUAGGCUAAAGUGGCAAGAGGAGAAGAUGACCAUGAAGAGCCUAUUCAGAUGAGCAAACCUCCUGAAGGUAGCCUCUUUAAAACUGCUGAGGAAGAACCCCUAUCGGGUCUUGCUGA